Molecule: messenger RNA, 2583 nt
Organism: Notolabrus celidotus (New Zealand spotty)
Lineage: Eukaryota; Metazoa; Chordata; Actinopteri; Labriformes; Labridae
Product: calcium-binding mitochondrial carrier protein Aralar1-like
Exons: 18
Coding region: 149-2194 (681 amino acids)
Biological process (GO): L-glutamate transmembrane transport; aspartate transmembrane transport; malate-aspartate shuttle
Molecular function (GO): calcium ion binding; L-aspartate transmembrane transporter activity; L-glutamate transmembrane transporter activity
Source: RefSeq, a predicted model, not a curated record
CUCUCCCGCCGGACACUUGGAGCAGUUUAGGGACGACACCUUGCUAAAUAUACAUGUGUAUCGCAGACCUCUGCUGUUCUGUCAUGCCUGCUGUCAUCCCGAUGCCCAGCGCCUGCGCUAGUCCACUGCAGCUGACGUCACACCCAGCAUGGCGGUCAAGGUGCAAGCAACAAGAAGAGCGGACCCCCAUGACUUGAAGACUAUUUUUCAGAAGUAUGCCAGUGUGUUGGAGGAUGGGGAGCAUUACAUGACCCCCCGAGACUUUGUGCAGAGUUACCUGGGUCUGCAUACACAACCUCAGCAUAAUCCUAAAACAGUGGAGCUGAUAGCUGGAGUGGCUGACACGACUAAAGAUGGAUUGAUCUCUUUUCAAGAGUUUCUUGCCUUUGAGUCAGUUCUGUGUGCCCCUGAUGCCCUGUUCAUAGUGGCCUUUCAACUGUUUGACAAGACCGGCACAGGGAACAUCUCAUUUGAGAAUGUGCGCGACAUCUUCAGCCAGACCACAGUUCAUCACCACAUUCCCUUCAACUGGGACUGCGAGUUCAUCAGACUACACUUUGGCCAUGAAAGAAACAAGAACCUCAGCUACACAGAGUUCACCCAGUUCUUGCAGGAGCUGCAGUUGGAGCAUGCCCGCCAGGCGUUUGCACAGAAGGACAAGAAAAAAGGCGGCACCAUCACUGCCUUGGACUUCAGCGACAUUAUGGCCACCAUUAGACACCACAUGCUGACACCAUUUGUAGAGGAGAACCUGGUUUCAGCUGCAGGCGGUAGCACAUCCCACAUGGUGAGCUUCUCCUACUUUAACGCCUUCAAUGCCCUCCUCAACAACAUGGAGCUGGUCCGCAAGGUUUACAGCACCCUCACAGGCACUCACAGGGACACGCUUGUUACUAAAGAGGAGUUUGCUCAUGCUGCAAAUAAGUUUGGUCAAGUCACUCCAAUGGAGAUUGACAUCUUGUACCAGCUUGUCGGUCUCCACACUCACUCUGGGCGGCUGAACCACGCAGACAUCGAGAGGAUAGCCCCACUGGAGGAAGGAGCCAUGCCAUACCACCUAGCUGAGGCUCAGAGACAGCACACUCAGCACGACACAUCUCGUCCCAUCUGGCUCCAGGCUGCGGAGUCUGCCUACAGGUUUUCUCUGGGCUCAAUCGCUGGAGCUACUGGUGCCACUGCUGUUUACCCCAUCGACCUGGUGAAGACGCGCAUGCAGAACCAGCGCUCCACAGGCUCCUUUGUAGGAGAGCUGAUGUACAAGAACAGCUUUGACUGUGCCAAGAAAGUGCUGCGUUAUGAGGGCUUCUUCGGAUUCUACAGAGGUCUCCUCCCGCAGCUCAUCGGCGUUGCCCCAGAGAAAGCUAUCAAACUCACGAUGAAUGAUUUUGUCAGAGACAAGUUCACCACACAAGAUGGUACCAUCCCUCUGGUAGCAGAGAUCCUUGCUGGUGGAUGUGCUGGAGGUUCCCAGGUGAUUUUCACCAAUCCUCUGGAGAUUGUUAAGAUCCGUCUGCAGGUGGCUGGAGAGAUCACCACAGGGCCCCGGGUCAGUGCCCUGAAUGUUGUGAGAGAACUGGGCUUCUUUGGCCUCUACAAGGGAGCCAAAGCUUGCUUCCUGCGUGACAUCCCCUUCUCUGCCAUCUACUUCCCUGUUUAUGCCCACACCAAGGCCAAACUGGCAGAUGAGGAUGGAACACUGGGGGCAUUGCAGCUGCUCUCAGCUGGAGCUAUCGCAGGUGUACCAGCAGCUUCACUCGUGACCCCUGCUGAUGUCAUCAAGACCAGGCUCCAGGUGGCGGCCCGGGCUGGCCAGACCUCAUACAACGGAGUCAUCGACUGCUUCAGGAAGAUCCUUAGGGAGGAAGGUUUCAGGGCAUUUUGGAAGGGGGCGGCAGCUCGCGUCUUCAGAUCUUCGCCACAGUUUGGUGUCACCCUGGUGACCUAUGAGCUGUUACAGAGAUGGUUCUACGUUGACUUUGGAGGACAUCGUCCCACUGGCUCUGAGCCCGCUCUCAAACCUACCCUUGAGGACCUUCCCUCUGUGACUGCAGACCAUGUAGGCGGCUACCGUCUGGCUGCUGCAACCUUUGCUGGCGUGGAGAGAAAGUUUGGUCUGCACCUGCCAAAGUUCAAGUCUUCCAGUGAGGCGACAAUCAAACCAGCGGAGUCAGUAAAUGAGCCGCAGCCUUCAUAAAACCGUCUCAUUGUGCCUGAGAGGGCUGCAUGCUACCACAGUCAUGUUUCCUCUGAAAGCGUUUUAUUCAACCACAUGCGACACAAUGCCUUUGAGCGACUGUCCUACUUUUAAUGCUGCAUGAGUUUGGCUUUCUUGCGUUUUUCUUUGCACAACUUUAUUGUACAUGUUGUACUUCUCUACAGAGGGACAUUAUGGCCUUACUACAGAUUGUUACUGCUUUCCCUGGUGUGCGACAGCUUUGGUGUGCAUGUGUCAGUGAAAUUUUAGAGACACAAGGAUGUACAGAUGUUUUCAAAAGUCUUUGUUUUGGAAUCAUGACCAGGGACUUGGGGACAUAAUUUAAAUGUAUUUAUUGUAUUUUAUUGAAAUAAACCAUUCAAACUGUU